ACCUGUACAUGUUCCGGAACAACAACCCUGUCAGCAAAGUUCACGAGGUCAAGGAGUACGUCACAGAUGUCAAUAUCUGGCUGGUGACGUUUGGGUUCCACCUUCACAACGCCAUCCCCGGGUUCCCCAUCCCCAAGUUCGACCUCACACAGCCGUCCCUGGAGAUGAAGAAGAGCCAGCUCUGGGACGACCUGCCGUCCAUCUCGGGGGUGCAACAGGAAGUGACCCGGCAAGCCAAGGCUUUCCUGUCCUUCGAGAGGAUGCCGGAGAUCCAGCUGAGCCGCCGGCACUCCAACCGGGAGAAACCCUGGCUGUGGUUCGCCACCGCCAAGUCGCUGAUCGGUAAGGGUGUUAUGUUGGCGGUGACGCAGGGCCGUGUGGUCACCAACRCUCUGAAUAUCGCCAACGAGGACUGCAUCAAGGUCGCCGCCGUCCUCAACAAUGCGUUCUACCUGGAGGACCUACACUUCACGGUGGAGGGACGCGACACGCACUACUUCAUCAAGACCAGCCUACCGGAGAGCGACCUGGGAGCGCUGAGGCUGACAAGCGGGAGGAAGUCGCUGGAGAACGGAGUCAACGUGACUGUGUCUCAGUCCACCACCGUGGUGAACGGCAGAACUCGGCGCUUCGCGACGUGGAGCUGCAGUACGGCGCUCUAGCGCUCCACGUGCGCUACGGCAUGACUCUGGACGAGGAGAAGGCGCGUGUGCUGGAGCAGGCCAGGCAGAAGGCGUUGUCGAGUGCUUGGUCCAGGGAGCAACAACGGGUGAGGGAGGGGGAGGAGGAGUGAGGUGUGGACGGAGGGGAGAAAGAGGCAGCUGCUGAGCGGAGGGAAGGUG
Molecule: messenger RNA, 842 nt
Organism: Salvelinus sp. IW2-2015
Lineage: Eukaryota; Metazoa; Chordata; Actinopteri; Salmoniformes; Salmonidae
Source: RefSeq, a predicted model, not a curated record